This is a messenger RNA of Engraulis encrasicolus (European anchovy), 4074 nucleotides long. RefSeq names its product F-box/WD repeat-containing protein 10-like. Lineage: Eukaryota; Metazoa; Chordata; Actinopteri; Clupeiformes; Engraulidae. The coding region runs from base 1 to 3969 and encodes 1322 amino acids. Gene Ontology annotation, molecular function: protein binding. The transcript has 17 exons. The record is from RefSeq and is a predicted model, not a curated record.
AUGAAUGAAACGGAGUUUAUUGUCUGUCCCUCGCGCUGCGCAGGAGAAUAUUCCGGACUCAGCUGUGGAAGCUGUCAGCAUUGCGAGCUCUCCGCAAAACUCCUUUCGACAACAGCAUGGUUUUUAAGAGCGGCCGACUUAACGAAGAAGAAGUUUCUCGUGGGUCUUCUCGUUCGAUGUAAAAACCCCGGCAUUCUUGAAAACAUCAGAGAUACGUUGGAUUUGACAAUGGGCAAGGACUUCAUUUACGCACGGUCGCGGCUAAAACCGGGUCUACCGGGAGACACGUGUUACACCUGGUCAGAUCGCGCUCUGGACCCAAAACUACUUUCGGACGAGAUCAACCAGACAUGGGACUGGUUCAAGCGCAGUUCAGACUGGACCAAGUCCAACUACCUCAUGGGCAUCCUGUCUGUCUGUGACACUGGACUUCUUCACGUCCUUGGAAACUUGGCUCAUGUUCUGAUAGUCAGAGGGAAAAGAUGCUCACCUUUCAGACCAGCACUGGGUGACCUGGAGGAUGACGCGGCCUCCAUCCCAGAGUCCCGUGACUCGUGCGGCUUGACUGUGAAUGCUCAUGCGGAGCUGCUGGUGAGUGCCAGCUCCAUCUACGUCCCCGCGUCAACGGCGGACCUCCCGCACUGCUGUCCCCCGGGGUUGGACGAUGACACCAUGGAGACCGCCACGGACACGGGCUGCAGCUCGCUGGCCUCGGCGAGUGGCAGCAAGGCCAAGGAGUCUAGUUCUUUGGGCUACGGGGGCAGCAAGGUGUCCAUGGGCCAGAGCUUUGGAUUUGGGCUGAGCUACAGCAGGUAUGGCGGUGGCAUUGGGUAUGGCGAUGCCAGCGACACGGACUCAGCGUACUGCGAUGACCCGGCUCUCAGUGUCGUGCCCCAGUCCUCGCGCUCCUUCUCCGGCGUCUGCCGCCACCGAGACUUCAUCCGCCAGCUUCCGGUUCACAUAGCCAAGAGGAUUCUGGGCCUUCUGGAUAGCGCCUCACUGCGCCGCUGUCUAAACGUGUCACGCCACUGGAAGUACCUGGCCAGGGAGACUCAGGAGGAGCACCGUGCCAAAAUGAGGAUGGAGACGCAGGCCAUGGCCUUUCAGAAAACAAAGUCGGUCAAUCCAAACUACGCCAGCUUCCAGGAUGUUCCGGUGGCCGUUCGGGACGAUGAGAAGUUCAUGUACCAUGGUGACAGUGUCUUGAGGGCCAAGAAGCAAGACCGGGUGUUCGAGGACAUCUACUCAGGAGUCAUCACCAAGAGCGUCCAGAUGGAGGAGAGGAAUGUGUUCUGUGGCCCCUACAACCUCCUGCUACUCAGCGCCAGGCAGGAGCCAUCGCGCAUGAUCCACUACACGGGCGGCCAGAUCGUGGCGCUGUGCUCCAAGGACCGCGUGGUGCGGCUGGUGGACGUGGUGGCUCAGAAGGAGGUGCUGCCCGCCAUGGUGGGCCACACGGGCAUCGUGCGCGCCGUACUGCUGUGUGAGGAGAGAAACAUGGUCAUCAGCGCUGGAUAUGACCUCAGCAUCAGGUGUUGGAACAUGAAGACGGGUGUGUGCACCGCGCUUCUCCGAGGCCACAUGGGCACCAUCACCUGUCUGGACGUGCACGGGAACCGCCUCGUGUCCGGAGCCAAGGACUGCAAGGUCAAAGUGUGGGACCUUGAGUCGGCGAGGUGUGAGGAGCACCUGGUGUUUAAGCACCAUCACCCCGUGCUGUGUGUCAAGAUCGACAAGGCAUUUGUGCUCAGCAGCUGCGUCGGGGGACUCGUGAAGAUGUGGAGCCUCGAGGGCUCCUUGAUUAAGGUGGUGUCAGAUAAGUGCCCAGUGACGUGUCUGUACUUUGAUGAUUGGCACAUCGUGACGGGUGCGACGGAUGGCCAGGCAAUGGCCUGGAGCACCAACCCGGACUUCAAGAAGUGCCUCAAAGUCUUCAACCACCCUAUGGAGGUGUUGUCGGUGACGUGCCUGUACCUGCGCGUGAUCACGGGCUGCGUGGACGGCUACAUCCGCAUAUUCAACUUCCUGUCCGGCGAGUGCAUCAGGGUCCUGAAAGCCUGCGGCCACAGCAGCCCAGUGCACUCCGUACAUGUGUCUGAAAACAACAUAGUGGUGGACACAGACGACGGGGUGACGCUGCUGCAGUUUGCGCGCGGUCGCUGGGACUACACGUCGUCGAUGGAGCGCGAUGCCAAAGACGGCGCGUCGUCCUCCACCGCCGCCAACGGUGGUCCCGCUGCUCCCUCCGUCAGCAUCCUCAAGCACACCAACGCCUACGUGCGCGCCGAGCGGAUGGCUGUCAUCGGCGCCUCCAACCGCAAGCUCUUCCAACAUCAGCAUCAGCACCAGCAUCAGCAUCAGCACCAGCACGCACUGCAUUCCCCUAAUCCACUGGAUGAGCCCUCAGCUGAAGCUGCUGUUGGAAGUGGAAGUGGAGGUGGAGGAAGUGGAGUAGGAAGUGGUUCUCUGAUGGCAAUACCUCUCUCCCACAGCUCUCGGUCUGUGUCUGCAAACAGCAUGCAACAUGCCAUGGAGGUCCAACAGGAGUCUGCGCGCAGGGCCAACUGGGCUCAUGUGUACAAGCGCAGCCGGGCUCACAGCGAGCUGCAGGCUGACGUUGUUGCCCUUAGUGGACAGGACACUACGCCUAGAAACACAGGGCGUGAGACGACCCUGAUAAGGGAGGAGCUGAGCCGCAGCGAGUGGGCCCUGCUGCGGCGCGUGAGGAAGAGGGCCCCCGCCCCCCACGUGCCCCAGCAAGGGCCCCCCUCCCUGGACCAGAUGCUGCUGUCCCUGGGCAACUCCUCGCAGCUCUGCCCCCUGGCUGAGCCCCUACGCUCUAACACGGAGCUCAACGCCCGCACCGUGCGCAACGCCUGGGGCUCGCCGCCGCACUCCCGCUCGCCCACCGAACCCAACCGCGGACGGCCUGGACCCGAACCCAGCCGCGAACAACGCGAAGCAAACCACGAACAGCGCGAAUCCAACCGCGAAAGACAAGAACCCAACAGCAAACUAUACGGACCCAGACCCGAACGCGAAACGGGCCCAGACCCAACACCUACACCUGCACCCCAGCCCGCCCCGGCGCCUCCAUCAAACCCUCUCUCAACCACUCUGUUAACGCCUCCGUUGGCACCUCCGCCUCGGACCGACGCGAGGCCCAAGAAGACGUCAUCUGCCUCGUCCUCCGUCUCCUCCACGCCACCUCUGGUCGCCCCGCAGCCGUACUUCCAGAGGCUUCCGAAGCCGUCCAGCUACCCGCGCUCUAAGGUGAUAUACACCCCUCUGAGGCAGCUGCCGCUAACCUCCUCUUCCUCCUCCACCGCCUCGCCCGAACCCGACGCCAGCGCAGGUCGCAGGGCGACUACUAGGAGUCCCGAUGAGCCGCAUCGGCAGCGAGCGCGCUCCUGUGUGCCUCCUCUGGAAAGGUCGGGGGUCAAGGUGAAGUCCAAGGGUCGAGACCCGCUUCAGAGGCCGCUGAGGAAAAAAAGGCCGCAGACCGCCGGACCAACAUGCACUGCAGCCGGCAAGGUCCCCCAGGUGACCUUUGCCCCCAGGUCUCCUGCUACAGGUGACAGCGGCGCCAGCUCCACCACCAUCACCCCCGUCCUCUCACCCCCCAGCCUGUUCACUCGCACUCCUGCCGACCUACGCCAGACCCCAAUCAAGCAUGUGGAGUUUAAGUCCGCCAAGGCCAGCCCCCAGCGCCUCCACAACCCGCUGGAUCCCUUCCGCGACCACAGCGGCUUCCAGCUCCGCACCCAGGCCCAGCUGGAGGAGUACGUGCGCGCGCAGACGGAGCGUGGCCGGCAAGAGAACGCCAAGGGCGACAGGGAGGAGAGGUGGCAGUCACAGUCGCGGAAAAUGGCGUUGUGGGGGCUGCUGGCGAGAGGGCUGCCCCACCAGCACCUGAGCCAGGAGAGGCAGGUGUACGCGCCAGAGCUGGGGCCCCACGUUUACAUCUGAGACACACACACCCAUUUAUGGACAUGAAGUACAGUCCAUAUUUCUUACAGCUCAACCAAAGACGACCACUUGUUCUGAGUCGCCUCUAUUUUUUAUGUUUGCAAA